Molecule: messenger RNA, 4578 nt
Organism: Fusarium odoratissimum NRRL 54006
Lineage: Eukaryota; Fungi; Ascomycota; Sordariomycetes; Hypocreales; Nectriaceae
Exons: 3
Coding region: 1-4578 (1525 amino acids)
Molecular function (GO): protein binding
Source: RefSeq, a predicted model, not a curated record
AUGGCGCUCUCUUUGCGAGAUGGCGCUCGGCUCAAGCCUGAUAUUCGCCUUGCCCAAGCGGUUUCCGAGUUCGAAGCAGCUCUUAGCUCUGAGCAAAAAGUCGUGUUUAGAGCCUCGCGAUCUUCAGCUGCUCACGUAGCCCCAACGAUGUCUGAUGUGAUGCGCCUCACUGCCGAGAUCGACCUGAAGGCCACGACCAAGCAUGGCCGUGGAAGAUGCUUUGGGCCAAGAAUGACAAACCUUUUUAAUGCAAUCCAGCAGUUCGCUGCGCUUGGUGAUGUUGUUGUUAGAGGUUCGCAAAACCUCAUUGCGUGCGGUGUUUGGGCUGCUGCAAGAAUGACCGUUCAUGUCAUAACUGGAUACUUCACGUAUCUGGAGAAACUUUCUCUUUUGUUUAUGGCUGUCGGUCAAAACGCUCCGCGCUAUCAAGCUAUGGCUGCAAUUUAUCCCAAAUCAAAGAACCUUCAACGCUAUCUGUGCGAAUACUUCAUAAUUGUCACCAGGCUAUGCUUCCAGUCAAUUUCAUGGACACAGAAGUCCGCUUUCAGCCGACUCUCGACAUCCAUUAGCGACUCAGAAAUGAAAGAAUUGCAGUCAGAGCUUGACAUAUGGUCAUCAUCGAUAAAGGAAGAGGCCAAUCUCUUACUAAAUCAGAAGGUAGACGAGGAGGCCAAAGAAAAUGCGAAAUUUCGCUCGCUCACAACAUUUCUGUCCGAGUCUUCGUCACAUCAGCGGAGAAUUAAGACCUAUACUCGUUUUCUACAGGCAUGCUCCCAGUACGACUAUCAGACCACGUGGAAGCAGACAAGAAAGGCUGGAACCACUCGUCUUUUAGAAUCCUUCUCUGAGUAUCAACAGUGGCAGUCUGACCAGUUCAGCCAUGACUCGGUGCUAUUCCGUGGUAAGCUGGGGGCUGGGAAGUCAGUCCUGUUAGCCAAUGUCGUCGAUAAUUUAAACCUUCAGAGCAAUGCGAUCGCCUUGUAUUUCUUCGCUCGGUAUGACAGACCUGAUGGCUUAAAUGCUAGGACAAUACUUGGGUGUCUCAUCAGGCAGCUUCUGGAGCACUUUGUCACGAACAGGGACUUUGACCAUAUUUUCAAAAACAAUACAACUAUCCGGGACGCGGACGAUAUUGUGGAGAUCUUCAAGCAAGUUCCGCCACACAACCAGCACGUCUUCAUUGUCAUCGAUGGUGUUGAUGAGUGUCCCAUGGAUGAGCAACAUGCCCUGCUGAGAGCCCUAUCAGUUAUCCAGCCCCAUGGCUACAAGCUCUGUGUCUCUGUGAGAACUCUAGAGCAAACUUCAACAUGGAAAGGUCACUCAUUCCGAUUUAAUGUCUCUAUUCUAGAAAACAACCCAGAUAUCUCGGACUAUGUUGAAGUCGAAGUUGCUAGACGGAUCCAAGAAGGAAGGCUUGUUAUUGAAGAUCCAAACUUGGUCCAUGAGGUUAAAGAGAAGCUUAUAUAUGGGGCAUGCGGCAUGUUUCUUUGGGUCUCACUGCAACUUGAUUCUAUUUGUGCUGAGAUGACAGACCAUGCAAUACGCGAGACGAUUCAAAAUCUUCCACGGGAUCUUACAGAAACUUUUGAGAGAAACGUUACCAAAGCCAGCUCAAGCGAUACCAGCGGUUAUCACAUACGAAUCUUCAAACUUUUAGUUUCAGCAAGAGAAUUGCUUACGACCGAACAGCUUCGAGAGGCUACUAGCGUAAUAGUAGGACAGACAAAAUGGGAUCCAGCAAGACAGAUCAGUCGUAUUGAAAGAGUCUUGAGGUUUUGUGGAAGCUUAGUCAUGGUCGACGAGGAAGAUGAAACGGUUCGCUUCAUCCAUCAUAGUGCCCGAAGCUUUUGCCUCAAUUCACCGAACAACACUGCCGCAUGGACUUUCACUGAGGAUGAAGCGGAGAGAGCAAUGGCAGAAACGCUGGUGACAUAUCUUAGCUACAACAUCUUCGACACAAGAUUGAGCAGAAACGUUGUACCAAAGAUUGAGGCAAACGAUAUCCCCAAAAGAGUGGCAUUGAGCACCAUCAAGACCAGUUCAGUGGGGAAAGGGAUUACCGACCGAUUUUUAAAUUUACGGUCUCAACUCAGACACGAUGUUGGACCUGUUCUCGCCGAGUCGGCCAAGGGCUACUGGAAGGAUGAUUCUCACCAAUUCCCCCUACUUACUUAUGCGAGCAAGAACUGGAUUCUUCAUACCUCGCAUGUCGAAUAUCUUGAUCCGCUAUGCCGUUGGCAUUACUUACUUCAACAUCCAACGUUUGGCAUUGAUCUCACCGAUAUACCAGAUAGCUUGCUCGUCCGGUUUUCAGUUGUACGGUUCAUGCCAUCAGCGAGCAUCUUAUGGGCCUUGUGGCAUGGACAUCUGCUACUUUUGAAGCAUGAACUUUCCAAAGAACCAGGAGCUCGCAAAAUUCAAUCUUACGCAACGUUUUGGAUAUUUUUGCGGCAUAUUGCGCCUGGCUUUUUCAAUGCUGAUAUGGACUAUGGACUUGUCAGAUGGCUAUGCCGAAUGCUUGUUCAAUUACGCAUGGAAAAUCCAGCCAAGAGACAACUGUUGUGGCGUCUCUCAGUCUUUGAUGAGUCUUACAUGGAGAUAUUGCGAACUGCCAUCGGAUUAUCUGACAUAGAAGCGGUUAUCGCCCUUCUAUCCCGCGAUAAUCUUGGAAAAGGUCAGCUUCCUUCUCUGAGCGAGGCCUUGGUGGACCUAGCAGUCUCAUAUGGAAACGUGCCCCUUCUCAACCUUCUAAUGCGGGAAGAGUUCGCAGUAGACAUCACGGCUACCCUCUCCAAGAUCGUUACAUCAGGGAUGCCAGAACCCAUUGUAACACGAUUUAUUCAGCGUCUGCUUCUUCUUCAAGGGGAGAUUCAUCUAUAUUCCCUGUCAGAUAGUGUAUUCUAUCUAGUAUUCCAACAAACUCUGAAAAUGCUGGGUCCCGAUAGGAUCCCGGAGCAACUAGAGAUUCUACCAUGGAGAAACUCAGAGGGUCGUCGCCGCAAGGUCGAUCUCCUGUUACACAAAGCAUGCAUGAGAGGAGAUCUUUCAAUGGUAAAAUUGCUGACUUCUGUUGGCUGUGAUCCCAAUGCCUGCACAGACGAAGGAUCAUGCCUUGACGUGGCGCUACAUGGCAUCUCACAGGAUAGACUGAACAUUGUAUGGCAUCUCUUGGGGUCCUCUGCUCUACCAAGUCACGCCACCCUUUCUCGGGCAGUAUUACUACGGCAAUGGGCGUUCGUGCUAUGCUUUUUGCAGUUAGACAUAUCUUUCGAUGAUUCUUCAUCUCCGCUACUUGAUAGCCCAUUUCUGGCUCCAAGUUUCAAGAUUAUGGUGGAGGAUUCAGAUGAUAUCGAUUACCCAUUUCUUGCCCGGACUCCCACAGAGGAUCAAGAUAUUGGUAUCAUCACCGCUUUGUUACCACUACCACUUGUGCAGUCGAAUUCUUGGGAUGACUGGAAUUUUUACUUCGUGGCCAACCUCCAUAGAAAAGACGGAUGGAAGCCAAUGGUUCUUUCUGAAGAGGAAUUGUUAUGCGAAAAUAUUGUUAAGACAUUUUGUUUAGAAGACAUAUCGAAAGAAAAAAGACAGGAUAGGAUUUCUCAGGAUUCAGGUGGUCUGGAAGCGCCGAAAACAGUUCAGAGUUCGAUUGAAUUUAUUCAUUCGCACCCAGACCUCAGCCCUUGGAUCAAGCUGACUACUCCCAACACUCUCUCAGUCAUUGCAGAAAUUUCUAGAAGAUGGAGUUGGUUACUUUCUAUAGAACCCAGCCACGAGUUUAAUCACAGCUGGGCAAUCGGAACCACUGAAGAACCAUGGCAUAUGAUGUGGGAUGACUCUGGACGAUUGCGUAGUCCAGGCCUCUGGCUGAUGCAUGAAACUAUUGAUACACUCGAGAAACGUCGCCACAACUAUGGUCUCGUUCACGACGCACUUACCGAUGCGGCAUGGGCUAUUGAAGAGCUCCAAAAGUCUUACCGUCUUCUACAAAAUCUACCCUGGGGAUCCCAGCUACGCGUUGCCGAAGAGAGGCUUCCCUUCAUUGACUUGCCGCGUUUCCGAAAGCCGAAUGUAUCUUAUGUUAAGGCAUAUUCUUUUUGCUUUGCCUAUAUGAGUGUUCGAAUCCAGUGGUUAAGGGUAUUAAGUAUUCUUUCUAUGAAAGGUCUGUUGGCAAAGUUUAGGAUCCAUACGGAUAUUCUGCAAGAACCUGGUGAGAUGGCAAUGCUUUUACCAGGCGCACUACAAUUGUCGAAACACGAAGUCCCAACAUAUGCGUUUAUGCCUGAAGUCCCAACAUAUGAGUUGAUGCCUGAAGUCCUCGAGGCAGCAUUUAUUGGUACUGAAUCCAAGCAUGUUCUCCGAGGACUUAUUGCAAAGCAUCCCCUCUGGGUAUCGGAAGUCGCCGCCUGGAUUGAGACCAUGGACCCAGGGAUUUUCACCUGGUCUAUGGGCCAAGAUUCACCCCUUUCCUUCAGGAGAGCAAUUCAGUCUUUUCGAGAUAUAGGCACAACCGAGCAUGAUAUAGAUCGCUUGAUAUACGCGUUAGAGAUGUCCCGUCAAAGAGUUUCAGAGUUAGAAUGA